Messenger RNA from Amoebophrya sp. A120, 6047 nucleotides. The record is from the annotation of a GenBank genome assembly. Lineage: Eukaryota; Dinophyceae; Syndiniales; Amoebophryaceae.
GUACCACUUAUCAUUAAUGCCACGACAUAAGCGAUUGCGAUGCUAGUCGUGGUUGGUGGUACCACUUAGAGUGCCAUUUCACGUUGGACUGAAAAUUAAAUUUCAGGACAAAAGAGGCAAGUACGUACUAGAGACAGAUGAACUAAAAAAACACCUCCAUAACGGCCUUGUAAACUUCAUUCUAGUUCUUGGCGCGUGAAGAUCUCUGCUCGACGGCGAAGUGGUGCUGGUGGUGGUUGCCUUCGUUUUUACUUCUCGGAAUAGCAGAUAGAAGAGACUAAAAAGUCCGAAUCAGAAUCAGUCAUAGUCUUUCUGAACGUGUCACUUCUGCUUUUUUUCGAUUGACCAGCAUCGCACAACGUGCACAAACACGAUGCGGCGUAGCGUCGGUCUGGUGCUCCUCGCCGUGGCCGCAUCGGGGGUGGAGAUCGCCAAGAAGCACCACAAGAAGCACCACCACCACAAAAAGCACCACAAGAAGGCACAGGCGGUGGCGCUGGUACUAAAGUAUGGCAACUCGUGAUCACUAUCUCCGAAGGGGACGACCUAGAUGCAAUAGCAAUUCAUCUAGAGUUUUUCUCAUGGCUGAGUCGUGUUGCACAUUAUCACUAAGACUAAAAAAGCUGCAGCUCGUCUAGGUGUUUGAGGACAAGACGAACUACUUCGCUACUAGUCAGCAAUGCUCCACCCUGUUGCGCGUACGUAAGAGGUUCUUGUUGUGCACGGCCUUGAAAAAAUAAGAAAACCAUAACACAGCACGCCAUCACAAAGUCCACCAUCGAAGGGAAAAGUAGUGCGAAGCAAGCGCCCCCGCCUCCGCCCGCCGCCGCGGGUCCACCACCGCCCGCGCCCAAAGCGCCCGCGCCGGAGCAGGUGCCGUCCGCCGAGCAGCAGAUCAUGGGCAAAAUGAAGCAGCUGGAGGACAAGUUGGAGCACUCCGCAUCUAUCAAAUGUAAAAAUGUCUGUGUCUGGAAACUUGUGAUGCUAAAAUGUGCAUGAUGAAAACACUUCCGAAUGCAGUCCGGCAUGACAACUUCCCAAAACGCUUUCUCAUAGGCAAUCCGCAUGAGAAACUGCGUUUUUGCAUGACAAAAGAGGCUGCGACUUUUGUUGGUUAUGCAGUACAGAUUUUCUAGGUAUGCUACUUCAAUUCAAUUCAAUGGAAAGCUAGCAUUACAAGUUCCAACCUUCCAGACCCAGACAUUUUUACAAUCCAUAGCAUCGCACAACGUGCAAAAUCGUGUGAUGAUGACGGGGAAGCUGGACGUGAACGGGCCCCUCCCCGCGGAUUUCAACGCCCUGUUCGCGCAGUCCGUGGCCAAAGCGACCAUGACCAGCGGACUCAAGUGUCCGGCGGCGGAGAUCAAAGUGCUGGAAACCAACUAUCAAAUGCAAAAAUGUCUGGGUCUGGAAGGUUGCCAGGUUUGUCAUGCAUAUUUUACAUGACUCAGGAUGUCUGUAAUGCAUGAUCUGGCAUCACAUAUUCGGAGAGGCCUUCCUGAUGCCUAUCCCGCAUGACAAAUGCCCUCCCCGCGUAGCACAAACUGGGCUCCUAUUGCUGGCCAUGCAAUACAGAUUUUUUUAGAGUCCAAAGGACUGAGGAUUGUUCCAUUUUCCCUUAGUAGCAUCGCCUCAGGCUUCCAGGCUUCCAAAGUUAGCAUCACAAGUUUCAACCUUCCAGACCCAGACAUUUUUACAGAUGAUAGCAACGUCCUGCAAACGUUUCUCCAAGUCACUACGGAAGUGGCAGAUCGGAAAGAAUUCUCAAAAUGAAAUUCAUUUUUUGCCAUGCAUAAGAUCAAUAGAAAUACACAGGAGCAUUGUAGUGGUUCGCAUUUACAUAUGCGUCGCCAUUUUUUCUAUCCGAUUUUGCAAUUUUCCGAUCUGACGCAUCCAUAGGCACGGCUAAGUCCGAUGUCCUGGUCGAGUUGGUGUUUCAGGGGCCAUAUGCUCUGCAAAAGUGCGGAAUCUCGUUGGAACUGCAGUUGUCCUGCAUCACAAAUAUCUUUCCCAACGACCUGAAUGAGCCCAAAUUUGGGAUCGGUUAUUAAUUUCCUACAACUGUUUUUACGUUGCUUUUGCAAUGCAUAGGCGGGCCCCUUGCGUAAACGCGGUUCAGCAACAGGCCGGCAUUCCCGACAGCCCGCUUGUCCGGGACACACCUCUGUACUCAUUUCUGGUCGCGAAGGAUGACCCGGCCGAGGCAGCGUCGGAGCCGCCGAAGAAGGUAAGUCAAAGUAACUACUUUUUAGCGAUCUGUCAUGUGCUGAAUGCGGAAAGAGAAGGACCAGCAAAAGGGGAUCUUUUGUCAUGCCGACGAAUCAACUACGUUGCAUAUUUGCUUCCAGCUUGCCCUUGCUCUGGCGUGUUUUGCCUAUUAUUACGAAUUUUCAAUCGCUUGGUUUGGGUAGCUAGUUGUACACGCAUGAUCCACGACGAGCUGAUGUUCUUUCAAACAGGACGACGUUGGGGUGGACAUCGACACUGAGAUACGUUUCCGCGCAGUCUCCCUCCGCGCCAAGUGGCCUUGUCCGUUGCUUGGCUCGGACCGCACGGCCAUGCAGCCCCUGGCACUUUUGCUGGGAUUUGUGGUUGCGGGGAUCCGGGUUGCCGACAUUGGUGCGUUGCCAGCGGCUUGGGUUCGGGGCCUGGGGCCAAUAGAAUUCGGACCGGGGCCAUAUUCUAUUUGGCCGGCUGGCCAUUUUGGCGCACGUGCGCGAUUUCUGGCGGGCCGGCCGAAUAGAAUAGGACAGGCGCCCCAAUUCUAUUGGCUGGGGGGGCCGCACGGGGAGGGGGGGCGGGGUUGGGUCUGGGGCGAGGUGGAAGCGAAGGGCGCGCCGCCCUUGUGUCUUGUGUGCAAUGUGCGUGGCGCGCCCCCUCCCGAUGGGCCCGCACCGGGUUCAUUGUGCCGCCGCACAGCCCCGCUGGCUGCCCGCCGACGAGGGGCCCAGUGCCAACGCAGCGGCGCCCCGGGGUAUUGUGGCUCCUGUGUCUUUGUCGUUUUGCCUCUUUGUGGUUGGAUGUGAAAGGCAGCGGGCACGAGCCGGCAAUUUGCAUGGGCAGCGUCCGGCAAAUGGGGUGGCUGUGUUGCCCGCUGCCGCUUGAUAGGCCCGGGGGCUAUUUUCGUGCGCGGGCCCACAGUUGUUGGAGUUGUGGCGGCCAGGGGGUUGUGAAUAUUUUGUUGGCCAUGCCGCUAAUUUACCGGGCAAUCUACGGCCCGAGGAUGCAUAUACCAGCUGGGCGGCCGCACUGCAGUUCAAUUUGGUGCGCCGUCAUGUCGCCCGGACAAGCGAAGGGGCGCGGCGUACCGCGCUCCAACAAUUGCUCGCGCAUUGGGGUUCUCCGGAUCUGCAUCAGCCCAAACAGUUUGGGUGGAGGGCCAAAAAAGCCAUAUCUAUUGGGGUUGCCACUACUGCGUUUUUGCAUUUUGUCCAAUCAUAAAACAGGACGACGUUGGGGUGGACAUCGACACUGAGAUGCCGUACGGCGAAUUGGAGCCCUACGCAUUGCAACUAUGUCUGAGUCUGGAACACUAAACUUGUGAUGCUAGUUCGUGAAACAAUGGUGGGCGCACUGCAAAAAUACGCAGUUCUUACGCGUGAGAAGUUUUUGAGCGCUUAUUUUUAUCGCCUUCCGCAUGGGUUACUGCAUCUUACUUUGCAUGACAGGCAAUAGGAUUAGGUGGUCUUUGUCCUGCUUAUGCAUUUACAGAUUUAAUAACAAGAGGAAGAGUCAUGUGUUGAGACAAGCAUGACAAAAUUGCAUUCUCCCAGACCGAGACAUAUUUGCAAUGCAUGAGCGGUUCGGCCGCGAGGACACGGCGCAGGAGUUAACCGAGGACUCCAUCAAGGAAUCGGAUGCGAUGGUGGACCAAAUCGAGCGGGCCCAGGUGGCGGAGGAAAAGCGGUCCGUGUUUCGUGCCUUGACCCGGUUGCGCGGCGCGGCCAUCAUAUCCUACAGAAAAGGACACCAGUACCAGAAGAAAACGAAAUUUUUGUGGCUGCUACUUUAUAUUUUUAGGGCACAAAGAACAAGAACUCUUUGCCUUUGGUGAUGCUGAUCCUGAUCCGGAAAAAGACUUUUUACCGUCGAUUCACAUGACGAUGAUGAUGAUGAUGAUCAUCCUGAUGAUCCGCACGAGCGAGGAGAACCUGUCAUGCAAAAUAUGCUUAAACUGAGAUGCGGAAAAGGCAAAGGGACCAGCUUCAGAGACGUUGUACCCAGAAGAUUUGUAAAAAUACUGAACAGCAACAAACAAAAGCCGUGGUCAUCUGUUAUCACAGAAAAAACUGCAUUUUCUACGCAUGACACGGGUGUGCUUUUCAUUUUCUGCAGGAUACAUCACCUCGUUCGACGGCGUGGCAAGGUCGUACCCUGUGUAAAAACGUCCUCACCCCAUUAUACAUGGAAUUUGUAAUGCUAAUUUCGAAUAUCCUAUUUGUUUGUGAUGCUAAUUUCGAAUAGUAAUAUUAGACUCAAGUCAAGAUAUCAGUUUUGCUACACAAGCCAAGAAGUUUAUUUGGGCGUUGCGCAUUAUGUUGAAGUGUAGACGGGUUUAGCUUCUAGUGCGAUCAUCUCAUCCUGCAUAUAGCAUGACAACUUCCCAUGAUCCUCAGGUAGCACUAGAAAAGGCUCCUCAUGUUGUCGGGGCGGCGCAUGAGAAAUAUUUUGGGCAUGAUGCAGACUUGCAUGUUGCAUGACAGCAAAAAUGGGGUGGGGACGUUUUUUCUGCGGAUAGGUCGCAAACCGGAAACAUCGACGAGUACAACAAGUCCCACAAGUGGCGCCGGACCCUAUCACGCGCAAAUAUGUCUCGGGCUGGAAAUUUGUGUUGCUGGUACUCGCAUCGCAGAGUAGUACAUAUUAACAGCAUCUUGUUGUUAAUAAAUUUUGCGAGACUUAGUUAUAAUUAUUGCAGACCCAUUCGUUGUAAACACAAGACGCAUGACAAACAGGCUCCCAGGACGAGAAAAAUGCUGGCGACUCAUAUCUUCCAUGCAUCACAGAUGAUCGUCCUGGCAUCUUUCAAAUCUGGCAUAAGAAAUUCAGACCCAGCCAUUUUUGCGAUGCAUAGACCCACCCCUUGCACCACUUGGCUGCGGAGGAGUCGGACGUCACCAAAUGGGCCUUCCCGGCCACCUCGGAUAUCAAAUGUAAAAAUGUCUGGGUCUGGAAGGUUGGAAGACUUGUCAUGCGGGUUUUCCAUGACGCGUGAGGUCUGUAAUAGAUACAUGACCCAGCAUGACAGAUUCUUCUCGACCCCUAUCAUGCCUCGUCUGCAUGAGAAACUCCCUCUCAGUUUGGUCAAAAGAGGAGAGCUUUUGGUAAUCAUGCAACACAGAUUUUUGCGCUAUCGAGAAUUAGCAUGACAAGUUGCAUUCUUCCAGACCCAGACAUUUUUACAAUCCAUAUCGGACUAAAGAAAACAAACAAAUGUUUUCUGAGAAAAAUUGAAGCGCCUGUGCGCAGAAGACGGGACCACUGUCGUCCUCUUCUCGUUCUUGUAGGAUGAGAAAAAACAAAAAGUAUCAAAGAGCGUGCUGUUUCCCCAUUUUUUCCUCGGAACGACGAUGAAAGUAAUUCCUUUGCAAACAUUUCAAAAUGUCUCGUUUCUUUUCCUGUCUUCGAUAUUGGCAUUAUGGAAGGAAGACGAAGAAGCAGUUUGUCUUCCAAAGCCAGCACCGCUGCGAAAGCAAGCCGAUCGUCUUCGUGCGGGCGGUACAGCAGAGUAGUACGAAAACAAAAAGCCGAGAAAAUGAUCCUUUUUCCAGAAGAGCCGGUUGACGUCGCUGCUAUGAACGAUUGUUGUAUAUGAGUGUAUGUGUAUCACAAACCGAUCAUAGAUCCACAUUAGUUUUGUAGCCUGGAGAACAGUAUCAGAAGCUUGCCCCCGCAAUUGCAUAAAUGCAAAAAUGAAUAAAAGGGCGCAACUGAGCCAAAAAGAUCUGUAGUUUUUCACGACGAGUAGCACGACGCUUCAUUCUACUGUCCAUGAACAGAUUUCUUGAUUUCUCUGCUCAUUUAUUUUUGCAUUGAAAGCAAUCGGC